AUGAGAUUCUCCCUACUCGCAGUCGUCACGCUAGUGACAAGCUCCAUCGCAGCACCCACCGAAAACUCCCUCGCCGUCCGAGAAUCCCAUCUCGUCGACGCGGAAGGCAAACUCAACGCCCUCGCAUUCGAUCUCGACGGUUUCGUCACCGACCCCGAGGCCCAAAAGGCUACCACAAAUGCCAAACGCUCCAAAGAGGAGCCUCUGGCUAAGACUUCCGUGAUCAAGCACAAGUCACGAAAGGGCAAGAAGAAGCCUUACAAGAAACAUCCCAAGAGACUUAUCAGUCUCAAGAUUUCUUCAACUGGCUUCAAGAAUGGUGGUGAAAUUGUCAAGAGCUUGGAUAGUGCUUUUGACGAAAUCGCUCCCCAUACUGACAAAACCGAUGGCAUUCUUGCUCAAGUCCAAGCUGGAAAACUAUCCCAGGCAAAGGGCAUGACCCAAGCCCUCAAAGAAGUCUCCGCCAUCCGCACCAUCCUCUCUGGUCCCCUAAGCCAACUGUCCGCCACCCGUAACCUCAAAUCUCUCGACAUCACCCCCACACAGCGCAACCUAAUGAUCGAAAACAUCGAUGAUCUCCUCACGGAGAUUAUCCGCAUGAUCGAUAAUUUCCUGCGCUCUCUCGACCCCAACCCUGGGCUAAACGCCUCGUUACAUCCUCUGAUGAACGUCCUUACAAGUAUCCUGCAAAGUCUUGCUACUCUAGACAAUCAGAAGCUUGCCCCUGAAAUUCGAGAUCUGGUUGGAAAGAUUCUAAAGGAGCAGGCUGCCGACAAUGAUGGCAGUGGUCUUACCGUGUUGUUGAGUGGAAUCGAAAAUAUUCUGUUGAGUUUCUUUGGUAAACUCAAGACCCUUGACAUAUGA
This is a messenger RNA of Fusarium coffeatum, 864 nucleotides long. RefSeq lists its product as uncharacterized. The record is from RefSeq and is a predicted model, not a curated record. Lineage: Eukaryota; Fungi; Ascomycota; Sordariomycetes; Hypocreales; Nectriaceae. The transcript is spliced from 2 exons. Bases 1 to 864 code for a protein of 287 amino acids.